CAACAACCUCUCCACCCCUACUACAAACACAUCAUAUACCUAUCUCCCUUGCUCUCCAACUGUCCUUGAGUGACUGGCAUAACUCAACCUGCACCUCAUACAUCGUUACAUGUACUGACCACCGUGAAUUGCGGGAAAUGUCACAUCCUCGUCUGCGGGCCGCCGCAUCCUCCUUCAUCCACCGUCAAUGCCGCUAUAGCAACCCUCGACCUCAACCCCGAACAGCAUCAGCAGCAUCAUCUUCGCCAUUCGCUCACAUCCACACAUCUCACCCUCGCCUACACCCUUACAAAAAUGUCUCAACAUCACAACAACAACAACAAACCUCCUCAUUCUCCACCACAACCCACCAUCACGCCUCCGCCCGCGAACCAACCUACUACGAAGUCCUCGACAUCCCAAUAACCGCCUCCCAAGGCGAGAUCAAAAAAAAAUUCUACACCCUCUCCAUGCGCCACCACCCGGACCGCAACCGCGACGACCCGACCGCCUCCUCGCGCUUCGCCCGCAUCUCCUCCGCCUACAACGUGCUCAGCCAGCCCAACAAGCGCGCCGCCUACGACCGCGACCACGGCAUCUACGCCCAGUACCAGAACACGCGGUCCACCGCCACGGCCGGCCAACAUCCCAUGGGCAGUUACAGCAGCCACGGCGGCGGGGCCAACCUCCACACCAAGGGGGCCUCGUACGCCGGGUCCCGCCCCGCCAGUGGGCUGAGUAAUCGUCGGGGCCAGUUCCGGGGCCCGCCGCCGAGUUUCUACGCGCAUGGUGGGUAUGGGCGGACGGGGAGGACGAACCCCGGGCCGAGUUCGACAGGUGGUGGUGGGAGUGAUGCUGCGGGCCAGUCAUCCACUACCACUAAUGAUGAGGAUCCGACGGCGUUCAUUCAUAGGAAUACCGUUCAUCAUUUCAAUGCUAGGGGUCACUAUAAGACUCAGUCGGCGGAAGAUGUUCGGCGGAAAGAGCGGAGGCAGAAAGCCAUGGAAGCCGCCCUGAAGGAACAGUACAUUGGGAGUCCCUGGGGGGCCGCCAUGCGAUUCGCGGCUGUUUGUGGGAUCUUGGUCGGGGCUGCAACAGUGGCGGGCUUGUUUCAAUGGCCACGUGAGAAAGUAAGUAAACAGAAAGAUCAAUUGAGGUGAUGAGGUGUGCUUGUACAGGGUAAUCACGUUUAUGGGUGCAUGAGUGUAUUGGGCACGGUUGGCAUCGUCAAAUGUGUCGGGUAGAAAGAUACACAUGGUACAGGAGUUCGGUAGAUACCUUGGUGGCAUUGGAUCCAGACGACAGGCUUGAUCAAUUGAUAUCAUGCAGCAUGUACAUAUAAUGAACAAAG
Molecule: messenger RNA, 1330 nt
Organism: Aspergillus aculeatinus CBS 121060
Lineage: Eukaryota; Fungi; Ascomycota; Eurotiomycetes; Eurotiales; Aspergillaceae
Product: DnaJ domain protein
Exons: 2
Coding region: 138-1139 (333 amino acids)
Source: RefSeq, a predicted model, not a curated record